This is a messenger RNA of Formica exsecta, 1173 nucleotides long. RefSeq names its product attractin-like. NCBI's taxonomy places the organism in Eukaryota, Metazoa, Arthropoda, Insecta, Hymenoptera, Formicidae. Gene Ontology annotation, cellular component: Golgi apparatus. Bases 1 to 885 code for a protein of 294 amino acids. The transcript is spliced from 4 exons. The record is from RefSeq and is a predicted model, not a curated record.
AUGGAGCGAUAUGACUUGGCUAUUGAUUAUCAGUUUACAUUUAACUUAAGCAAGAAGGAGGAUCGUCACUAUCGGGCCAUUAAUUUCAAAAACUCACCACCGAAAGCCGAUAUCGAUGCCGAAUUCUCCAUCACGUGUUCCGUACUUGCUAAGAUGAAUAUUACCAUCAAAAAAGUAAACAGUCCGGAAAGGCCAUUGCUGCUCGGCGCGAAUUGCACGACGACCAUGUAUAAGCACCGUUUCAGCAAGGCAGAUUACAAUUUUGGCAGCGAAGAUAAUAAUACCUUCACCACAUUCUACGUAUAUGUUUAUGACUUUCAACCGCCAGUGUGGAUUCAGAUCUCAUUCUCUCAGUACUCUAAAUUGAAUCUGCAACAGUUUUUCAUUACAUUCUGCACAGAUUACAUGCCACCACACAGGUGCUUUCUCGCUCUGCUAUUGGUGGCUGCCAUUCUGUGGAAGAUCAAACAGAAAUACGAUAUGUAUCGACGAAGACAACGGCUCUUCCUAGAAAUGGAACAAAUGGCCAGCAGAGCUUUCAGUUCAGUUGUAGUAGAGAUUGAAAGACGUGACAUUGAUGGCACAGAUUUGGAACACGGUGAUACCGACUUUAACAAUUGUCGUAAAAAUAUAAAGGAUGUUCCUCCUAGUCCGAUCGCAUUGGAGCCUUGUUGUGGCAACAGAGCGGCGGUCCUGUCUCUGCUAGUCAGAAUGCCAACUGGUGGCGAGCCUUAUACGCCAGCUGGACAGAGCGCCGGUUUAGCCGUCGCGUCUGCUUUGGUGACGUUAGGCACCCAGCGUAGACCAUCUCAAGAACUAACGACGAAGGAGCCGAAGAAGACGAGGAAGUCCGCCAGUCAACAUCCGGACUCUACUUGUAUUUAAUGAUAAAACUAUAGCAGAGACAUUGCGAUAGGACGUGACUACAAUGAGCCUUAGAGUUGUUUCUGUGAUCUUGCCCGCGCUUAAUACGGCAGGACUUUUAUCUUUGAACUCUAACAGAGUGAAGAAAUGCGAACAAUGAUCGCGAAAAAAUACGCGAGGAUUUUAUUCGUCGAUUUUCCACGUGCAACUGAUUGGUGUAUCAAACGACUCAGCUAUUUUAUCUGAAGAGUUGGCUGAACGUCUAAUAUUAAAUAUAGAUGUACGCGCGUCUUUCCUUAUCGAGUAGAA